UUCGUGCGUCGAACAUCGCGGCAGUCGCACGCGCGCGGUGCAAAACAGGUACAACCGCCGAACGAACGUUUUACCUUAUCGCGUGUUCCUUACAUCGCAUUGUUCGAACGAGAUGCACUUAUCUCCAUGCCAUACAAUCGAAAGUGAUAAAUAAUAGUACUGUGGAUGCACUUGACAUUGACGCCUCGAAAUCCCGAUAUAUCGAUAAAAAAUCUCGAUGCUUAUCUGAACGUCAACGAACAGCUUCUAAACAAUUGAUCGAGCAGCGGAAGAGGAAAUUCUCAUUGUUACAGUGACGGAUCACGAAAAAACCAGUAUAGUGACUUCUGAUCAAAUCACUUGAUCAAAUUGUUCCACCUAGUUCUGUGUUUAAAGUGAAUAUUAUCUUGUGUGUGAACCGUCGUGACGCGGACAGAAUUACGAUGUCUCGUCUGCGACACUGACGUGCGUUUAUUUGUCGCAAAUCGUUGAAAAACUGGAGGUCGACACGUAUGACGUGUCAGUUGUCGUCCAGCUGACAACAGAUGUCAUCCCUAUUGAAGUCGCAAUGUCGGCCGAUGGGUCGACCACGGACAUCAAUGCCCUGCUCAAUGAUACAGAAUCAGAUCUCACGAGUCUUUCGCAUGUUGAUGCCCCGAAUGAUGCGAAUUACAUGAUAUGUGGUGUCGUGAUCGCAAUGGCCCUCGUUGGGCUUAUUAUAGUGUUGCUGGCCCUAACAAUAAACAAGCUGCGCAAGCGGGAGGAGCACUCGGCUUCCGUGCACCCAGCUGAAGUUCUUCAGGCUGCGCCUGCACCGCAGCCGGAGCCUCUUGCCUUCCGCCAGCAGCCGCUGUGGCAGUUUCCGCCGCCGCUGCCCCCGCCUUACGUCUAUCCUCACGAUCAGGACAACUUGAUGCAGCCGCACGGCAACGAGCGUGCGAGUUUCCGCAGUCUUCGCAAGAACAUCGGUGGUCGUUGGAAGCGACUAGUGAAAAAGAAGCCUGAACAGGAAGUUUACACGAUCCCGCCUGAGCUCAAGCCACAGCUCAAACAAAUAUACGUGUACUAACUGCACGUUCUAGUAAUUAUAGCUGAAGCAGGAUACUUCGCUGCGUUGAUCUAAAGGCGAUGACAUCAACCUCAACUCGACGGUUGUAAAACAUCAACUUUUAUCAUUACUCGAAUAUCAAAAUUGUAAACCUGCACGGCUCGACAGCCACUAUCUCUGAACAUAUCCCUUUCGACCAAUUAAUUCUAAUGACCAAUGUAACUAAAAUAUUCUUCUUUCAUUCAACACUUCAUUGUGAUUUUAAAGCCUAGAAAUUGUAUUAUUAAGUAUUAGAAUUUGAUGUUUGUGACUUGUGAGUGUUGUCCCGUUGCAGAUCGUAUGAGAGUGAUAGUCAAAUGAAUUUAGUUUAAUUAAUUUAAAGAUAUGAAUGUGAAUUAGGAAGAUGCGGUCGCGCAUACUAGUGACGAAAAUCCAAUAAUUAUGAAUAAACAAUUAUGAUGCCUUGUUAAGUGUAAUUUUGACUAAUUAGGGCAUUUCGUAGUUCAUUAACUUAUUGUAGACAUGAUCGUAUUCGUAAGUGAACUCCGAUCAAAAUAGUUUAUGAACUUAUACAUACAGAUGUAUAUGUGUGGGAGCUGACGUUUGAGACAUCUUAUUGUUUGAUGCAGUAUUUUUAGAUCAUUCAUUUUGUGUUGCGAGUGAGACUGAAUAAUGGUACAAUUUUAAGUGUAACGUGACAUUGAAAUUUUGCGAAUAAAAUACACAAUAUUUUCUGAUAUUAUUGACUAUAAGUAUCAAAUAUCAAACAAUAUCACGAUGGAAUAUCAAAUGACCUAGUUGUUGAAUGUUGAGUUGCUCGAAUUGCUUUUGUAGUAUAAUUAUUCAGAUUUUCGCCCGGUCCUUACUGUGAUAAAUAAUUAAAAUGGAAGGAAUAAAGAAUAUUAUUGACAGAAA
This is a messenger RNA of Trichoplusia ni (cabbage looper), 1942 nucleotides long. RefSeq lists its product as uncharacterized. The record is from RefSeq and is a predicted model, not a curated record. The transcript is spliced from 7 exons. Lineage: Eukaryota; Metazoa; Arthropoda; Insecta; Lepidoptera; Noctuidae. Bases 548 to 1048 code for a protein of 166 amino acids.